Conger conger (European conger) is the source of this 3573-nucleotide messenger RNA. RefSeq names its product extracellular matrix protein 2, female organ and adipocyte specific (gene ecm2). The transcript has 11 exons. NCBI's taxonomy places the organism in Eukaryota, Metazoa, Chordata, Actinopteri, Anguilliformes, Congridae. Bases 202 to 2319 code for a protein of 705 amino acids. Gene Ontology annotation, cellular component: extracellular matrix. Gene Ontology annotation, molecular function: heparin binding; protein binding; collagen V binding. Gene Ontology annotation, biological process: positive regulation of cell-substrate adhesion; extracellular matrix organization. The record is from RefSeq and is a predicted model, not a curated record.
AGCUGGUUCUGGCUCAGAGCAGCCAGCAGUCUGUCUGCGCAAAGCAUUCUUCCGUCCGGCUGCAGACUGGCUGCACACUGCCUCCCCCGGCUGCUGCCGUUUCCCCACACAACUCGGGAAAAAGCACACACGUUCGGCCGUACGCGCGGCGCUGCACUGUCUGUGACCCACCGGUGAGAAAACCCCCCCCCCCCACACGACAUGAGGGCUGGAGUCGUACUCGCGCUGUCCCUGCUCCUGCUCCUGGGCCUGGGCCUCGCCCAGGAGGCCGAGCGGGGCAGGAGGAGAAGAGGAGGGCAGAAGAGAGGGAGGAACCGCUCCCUGAGGCAGAACUCGGAGGCGCUGGCCCGGCUCAGGAGCGUACCCCUGGACGGAGGAGACGACGACGACGCGUCCGUGUUCAUCGAGUCGUACAAGAACGUCAACGAGCUCGAGUCCAGCUACAGCGUCAUACCGGGGAGGAAGGGGCGGUGUAUGUACCAGGGCAUCACCAUGUUUGACCGGGCCGUCUGGUCCCCCAAGCCCUGCCUCACCUGCCUGUGCUCCAACGGCCUGGUGGCGUGUGACGAGGUCAGCUGUCCACGACUGCGCUGCCCGCGUACCGUCAUCCCAGUGGGAGAGUGCUGCCCCGUCUGCAGUGUCCUGGUCCCUGACGGCCCUGAACUCUCUGGCGAUUCCUCAGAGCUGAACGACCCCGGCCAGCCGCUCCCUGAGCCCCACACGCAGGAGCACAUGGACCUCCUCCUGAGGCGGGAGGAGGAGGCGCAGCGCGAGGAGGAGGCGCGCCUGCGCCUCCUGGAUGCCGAGCGCAGGAGGAAGAGGAGGCAGAAGAAGCUGCUGGCCAAGCAGCAGAAGGAGCUCUUCGAGGAGAGGAGGCGCGAGGAGGAGGCUCUGCGGGAGCAGAUGGAGAAGGAGGAGGAGGAGGAGGAGCAGAGGAAACGCGACGAAGAGGCGGCGGCCGCGACGGCGGAGAGGGAGAGGCAGCAGAGGAUGGAGGAGGAGAGGAGGCGCGAGGAGGACAGGAGGAGGACGCAGGAGGCGGAGCAGAGGAGGCUGCUCAGGGUGAUGCAGGAGGAGUGGGGCGGAGAGGGGGACGACUUUGAGCGGGAGACCCGGCCCCGCCCCGCCCCCCGUGUCCAGGAGCCCCCCGCGCCCGCGCCCUCCCUCCCGGUCGGCUGCGUCUUCGCCGACGUCACCGUCACCUGCAAGGACGCCCACUUCACCAACAUCCCGCCCCUCUUCAUCCCCCAACUCAAGGCUCUCAGCCUGGAAGGGAAUGACAUCACCACAAUCCCAACCGGGGCCUUCAACGGCCUUCCCAAACUGGAGUGGAUCAACCUCAGCAAAAACAGGAUCACGACGUCCGGCAUCGACCCGCAAGUGUUCAAAGGCCUGAAGUUCCUGACACGCCUGUACAUGGACAGCAACUUUCUGGACCAGAUUCCCCCAGAGCUGCCUCCCAGUUUACAGGAGCUGAAGAUCAACGAGAACAACCUUCGUGGAAUUGAUGAAAACAGCAUGCAAAGUCUGCAGAACCUGGUCACCCUGGAGCUGGAGGGGAACAUGCUGAGCGAGGGGAACGUGGCCCCGGAGGCCCUGCAGGCCCUCACACAGCUCUCCUACCUGCGGCUGGGCAGGAACCACUUCCGCACCGUGCCACAGGGCCUCCCAGCGGCCCUGCAGGAACUCCAUCUUGAAAACAACGUCAUUGAAGAAAUAUCAGAGUCCGUCUUCAAUAACUCGAGAAACCUUAAUAUUGUCGUCUUAAGGCACAAUCGGCUCGAUGAGACAAUGAUUGCUCCUUUGGCCUGGAUCAAUCACAAACACCUGGAGUCCAUAGACCUCUCGCACAACAAGCUUUACCACGUUCCGUCGUUCCUGCCAAGAUCCCUGGUGCACCUGGUCCUCGUUGGCAACCGGAUCGAGAGGAUUCCGGGCUACGUGUUCGCGCACAUGGAUCCGGGCAUCGAGUACCUGUACCUGUCCUUCAACAAGCUGGAGAGCGACGGCGUCGACCCGCUGUCCUUCUUCGGGUCGCUGCGCUCCAUGUCGGAGCUGUUUCUGGACCACAACCAGCUGACCUCGGUGCCCCUGGCCAUCAGCGAGAUGAAGGCCCUGCGCUUCCUCAGACUCAACGACAAUAACAUGAGGAGCGUUGCAGAGGACGCCUUCUGUGACCCCAUGAGUGAAGAGGAAUCAAACCUCAUGACACUGCGUCUGGAGAACAACUUCAUCGACACCAGGAGCAUCUCCCCCACCGCCUUCUCCUGCAUACACUCGUACUUGAGCGUCGUUCUGCAGCCUCAGAAGACGAAGUAGCGUCUGUACUUUCUUCUGCUCUCGCCACGGGCCAAAGAAAACAGAAAAUCAGCCCAUUCUCCGUUUCGCCGUCGACCGCCGCAUUCCAAGAAAAACCAGAACAAAGCCUCUCCGAUUUCCUCAUGUUAAGAUGACGAUAAAAUAAGAAUGUACUGGAGUAAUUUAUACGAUUAAUUUAUGCAUAACUCCCUGAUUAUGAGAGACUUGUAUGGCUCAUAUUCGUCUUCAUCAAAGCCUUUAUAGGAAAGGACGUGAAUAAAUCUGUAUGAACCUCUGACAAAAUACACACUUAAAGAAAAAUGGGAUCCAGGAAAGUCAUCUCCAUUAUGACCUCAUAUCUACAGAUUUUCUAUCCUCAGAGAUAAAUCUUGUAGUGAGAGAAAUUUUCCAAACGGAGAGCCGUUUAUUUGAAAUAGAUCUCACUCUUCAAACAUCGUCGGUCAUAUAUUAGCUUAUACUGCGCCCGUUUUUAAAAAAUCAGAAGCACCAGGAACAUUUAUCACCUUUAUAAGUGAUUGGCGGCUCUCAUUCAGACAACCUAUUGUUGAUUCCCUAUAGGGAAAUGAUGCGCUCGCUUUGUUAAGGGCAAAAUGGAGAAGGCCCUUGUUAUGCACGUUUACAGAACAAGAAGUGUAAUUUGGUUACAUCAGGUUUAAAUAGUUUCCAGAUUAGGUCAGUAGUUAGAUGUGCAUCUUGAUGUAGAUUAAAGCACCUUUUUUCAUAGGUUAUCACAGUGCCUGACAGCGCAAUGUCAAGAGAUAAGGUAACUUUCCUUGGCCUUAUUGGUAUUACAACUGAGAGCGGUGUUUUCGUUUCACCUGUAGCUUGUUUUGAUAUAUUAACAGUUGUACUGUAGAAGAUGGGGCAGCAUUCAAGUUUUCUGGGUAAUAAUUACCUAUUUCAAAUGACCCUGCUUCUAAGCAAUACCAUUGUAAACUUACAAAAAAUUCUGAUGCAAGUGAAAAUAUGCUACAAUCAUCAAUAUUUGUAUUUUCACAAAUUUUAUUUUGUUACAAUUGACACUUGUUAAACUAUGUGUUGUUGAUGUCUGUAUUUCUUUACUAUGCAUACUUUGCUUCCAAACAUUCCAAGUAACCUUUUUGUACUACAAUACAUUUUCAUAAAGCAUACAUGUAUGUAUUAUAAAAAAACUAAUUAUGGGACAGCUAUCAAAAUGGAAUUUUUCAAACUGUACUGAUCUGUACGAAAUCUGAACUGAACAACGAAAUAAUAAAAAACAAUGCCAAUAUGAAA